This is a messenger RNA of Laetiporus sulphureus 93-53, 495 nucleotides long. RefSeq lists its product as uncharacterized. The transcript has a single exon. Bases 152 to 364 code for a protein of 70 amino acids. NCBI's taxonomy places the organism in Eukaryota, Fungi, Basidiomycota, Agaricomycetes, Polyporales, Laetiporaceae. The record is from RefSeq and is a predicted model, not a curated record.
GUCCACUCCCAAACCCGCAUCUGCAUCUCCAUCUACCGCUACCACCUAGACCGGCGUCCAUGCUCCUCUCGUGCUGACCACCACACUCUCUCGAUCACUCGGUAAGUCCUUUAUCCUCAUCCUCGUGCUCGGCCGCGCGACCACGACCCCGAUGCGGCCUGCGCUAUCCGCUUCCCUCCCUCCCCUCCUUUCGUUCUCUUCCGCCCUCGCCCUACAGCCUCCCUCCUCCUCCUCUCCUCCGCCCGACGCGCGCGAGCUGCAGCUCCACCCCCAUCUCGUCCCUCUCUGUACCAACACCAUUCACGAUUCUAUCACGUUCCGUCGCGCGUCCGCUCCUUGCACUCCUCCGCACACCCCAUAUUAAUACCCUCCCUGCACAGGUAUCACCACGGGCCACACACAUACCCCUAUUCCUCAGGCCUCAACAUCAAUAUCCAAUACCUGUCCGUCAUGCACGAGCCGAUACCACCCAUGGCUACCCCCGCCGUGCUCAAC